AGUAACAAGAUGCAGUUCAAGUUCCUGUACUUCUUCCUGGCUGUGAUGACCAUCUUCAUCCUGGGCGCCAAGGAGGCCGAGGCCGACUGUCUUUCCGGAAGGUAUGGAGGUCCCUGUGCCGUCUGGGACAACGAGACCUGCCGUCGUGUGUGCAAGGAGGAGGGACGAGUCAGUGGACACUGCAGCCCCAGCCUGAAGUGCUGGUGCGAAGGAUGCUAAAUCCGAUUCCACUCCGGAGGAUGUUGCCGAGCAGUCCCGAAAUCGUAUAAAAACUCCUAAUGUGUAGCAUUGGUUGAGAACUACAAAUACAUAUUUUGUUGCAAAGUA
Messenger RNA from Drosophila biarmipes, 327 nucleotides. Its product is annotated as drosomycin. The coding region runs from base 10 to 219 and encodes 69 amino acids. Gene Ontology annotation, biological process: defense response. Lineage: Eukaryota; Metazoa; Arthropoda; Insecta; Diptera; Drosophilidae. The transcript has a single exon. The record is from RefSeq and is a predicted model, not a curated record.